AUGGCGCUCACCGCCGCUCGUUUCUCGCUCCGAGCGCGAGCCGGUCUUGCGCAGGGCAAUCGCGGAGCGAGAGUGGCACUGCCACUCCGGGCCUUCUCGGGAGGGCAGGGGAGCCCCUGGUCCUCCCUGGAGCAGUUUGGGCGCGAGACCAUGGGCAAGGCCUCGGAGGCAGCGAGCAAGCUGGGUGAGUCCAUCCCUACGCAGGGAAACCCGGUCGAAGGGCUUCACAACCUCGCAAAGGCUAGCGUCCACGAGCUGUUGAGAGCUGGUAUUCCUCUUGCCGCAGCGCUUCUGACGAUCACCCGGUCGCCCGGCAGCAAGCUGUCGGCGGCGCAAGAGGAAAAGCUUGCGGAGCUGCUCCCGCCGCCAGCCAUCGAUGCCAUCAAGUCCUUCGGCGAUCACAUUCCGGAAGAUCCGACGGUCGUCGAGCUGCGACGCAUCGCGGACUGCUUGGAGAAGCACCAGGUUCCCCGUGCGGCGUCGACCCGUCUGAUCCAGGGCAUACUCUGGGUACGCUGA
Messenger RNA from Symbiodinium sp. CCMP2456, 519 nucleotides. NCBI's taxonomy places the organism in Eukaryota, Dinophyceae, Suessiales, Symbiodiniaceae. The record is from the annotation of a GenBank genome assembly.